UAAUAUAUGAGCGUUCAUUACCACCAACAAUUGAAACGCGCACAGAAACAGAGUUUCGCUCUCUUUUGACUGUCUUUAGUUAAAGAUUUUAUCUUUCUGCUCAUAUAUCAUUCAGAAAAGAACCCAGAUUUGCAUUUCUCUUUAAAAUGGUAAACACUUUAUGUUUUACCCCUGUUUGCUCCUUGGUUUCUCCAAACAAACCAGGAGUAAUUCUUGGGGACUCUGUUGCUGGAAAGGUUCUUCGAGUGGGCAAAAUUUUCCAAAGCUCUAAAAGUAGUAAAUUUCAAUCGUUGGAGGCUAAGGCUGCAGGUGGUAAUAAAGGCACAAAACCAAAUAGCAUAGUUUGCGCUGACUGUGAUGGAAACGGUGCUAAAAUAUGUUCCCAAUGCAAAGGAACUGGUGUCAAUUCUGUGGACCACUUCAAUGGACAGUUCAAAGCUGGUGGAUUAUGCUGGCUCUGCAGAGGUAAAAGGGAUAUUCUCUGUGGAAGUUGCAACGGAGCUGGCUUUCUCGGUGGAUUCAUGAGCACUUUUGAUGAUUAAAACUCUCAUCUCAUGAGAUCAAAUCUUAAGUGAGUUGCUGAACUUCAAAAAUACGCAUCCGAUUAUUUUUCUAUGUUUUGUAUUUUGUUAAUGAAGAAACGCUUGUUAGACUGAAAAGUUUUGUAUUUUGAUUAUGGGGCAACCUAAUUUCCUUAUGUUACUCGAACAAAAUAACAAUUAGAAAAAGUUCGAAUUUCUUCUAUGAUUGUUGUCAUUAUAGUUGAUAAGUUUGUUCUGUUUAA
Jatropha curcas is the source of this 784-nucleotide messenger RNA. RefSeq names its product DnaJ/Hsp40 cysteine-rich domain superfamily protein. Gene Ontology annotation, molecular function: protein folding chaperone. NCBI's taxonomy places the organism in Eukaryota, Viridiplantae, Streptophyta, Magnoliopsida, Malpighiales, Euphorbiaceae. The record is from RefSeq and is a predicted model, not a curated record. Gene Ontology annotation, cellular component: protein folding chaperone complex; chloroplast stroma.